Messenger RNA from Macrosiphum euphorbiae (potato aphid), 465 nucleotides. NCBI's taxonomy places the organism in Eukaryota, Metazoa, Arthropoda, Insecta, Hemiptera, Aphididae. The record is from the annotation of a GenBank genome assembly.
AUGUACAUCAGCUCAGUGAGUUCACACUUUUCAGAAGUCUCUCGUCUGUUAUCUGGAUACCGCGAAUCUGUUUGUUGGAGAAGAUUCCGUCUUGUGUUUCUAGAGAAUACAGUAUCAUUUCUCGGGAUUUCGUUUUGUUUCCUCGGCGACGAUUUCGGAACAAACUUAUCCAACAGACAAUCGGACGACACCGUAUACAAUGAAUUAGGUACAGCUCCUAUACAGAGAGUGAGAGCGUACUUCCAAAAGCGCCGCGAAAUAUCGUUCAUUUCACGCCGGUCGAACAACAAAUUAUUUACUUUUCUCAACGCCACAUUAAAAAAAAACUUAUUUCAUCUCGUCGUGUCUGACGCUUCUUCGUUUUACACAAGUGCAGACGCUAUGCCAAGCGACAAAAAAAUAAUUCGACCUUUCCACGGAACGAGCGAUUUCGGCAGGUUCACUCGUCGGCAAAACAGCAAAUAA